This is a messenger RNA of Cololabis saira (Pacific saury), 1625 nucleotides long. RefSeq names its product transmembrane protein 59 (gene tmem59). Gene Ontology annotation, cellular component: lysosome; late endosome. Bases 85 to 1062 code for a protein of 325 amino acids. NCBI's taxonomy places the organism in Eukaryota, Metazoa, Chordata, Actinopteri, Beloniformes, Belonidae. Gene Ontology annotation, biological process: positive regulation of autophagy. The transcript has 8 exons. The record is from RefSeq and is a predicted model, not a curated record.
UGAAUCCCGCGAGAACACAGGCUGAUUAAGACGGACGAGGAAGAGAAGCGUGUGGUUUGUUUGUUUGGGUUUUUCACGGACAAAAUGGAAACUGUCCCCUGUUUCGCCUGGAUUUUGGGACUGAGUGUCCUUUUCUCCUGCACAUUGGCAUCUCCAGAUGUGUUCGAGAGCGUGUUGGGAAGCACCACAUCUUGUCAUAAGUCGUGUGAAAUGACAUACAGUUUGCACACGUAUCCGCGGGAGGAGGAACUGUACGCCUGUCAGAGAGGUUGUCGUCUGUUCUCCAUCUGCCAGUUCGUUCGAGACAGCGAGGAUUUGAAUCAGACCAAAUCCGAAUGUGAAUCAACCUGUCAGGAAGCCUACAGCCAGUCCGAUGAGCAGUAUGCAUGCAACAUAGGCUGUCAGAAUCAACUUCCAUUUGCUGAGCAGCGACAUGAGCAGUUGGAUGCCAUGAUGCCCAGGAUUCACCUUCUGUACCCCCUAACACUGGUCAGAGGGUUUUGGGAUGAUGUAAUGACUCAAGCCCACAGCUUCAUCACUUCCACAUGGACCUUCUACCUCCAGGUUGAUGACGGAAAAGUUGUUAUUUUCCAGACUGAACCACAAGUCAAGAUUUUCUCCCAGUUUGAGCUGCCAAGUGAAGACAAGGAGGAGCAACAAAAGAGCUUCCCUGGACUGAGCAGCCCAGUGUACAAAGAUUACCACCGCACUUUAAUCCAAGAGAGAGACAGAGAUAUGACUGGUGACCGUAACUAUGGUGAUGAAUACAACCUCUUCAGCUGUCUCUCAAGGAACCCUUGGCUACCAGGAUGGAUCCUGACCACAACUUUGGUGCUGUCUGUGUUGGUCCUGAUCUGGAUCUGCUGUGCCACUGUGGCAACUGCUGUGGACCAGUAUGUACCAGCUGAGAAAUUGAGCAUCUAUGGUGACAAGGAGUACAUGAAAGAACAGAAACUGACUCCGUACCCAGCAUCGUCCCUGAUCAUCAUCACCUCCAGCGGCCCAGAGGAAGAGGCCGGACCGCUCCCUUCCAAGGUGAACCUGGGCCAGUCCGACAUCUAGAAGCCGCAGCUGCAGCACAGGAGGGAUCAUCUCCCCAACGACUUCUCUCCAGUUGAUUUUUAUCCUCUGGUUUAAGGCCAGUUCUGCUUGUGGUCUUAACAGGACUUAACGUUUUGUAUUGGCCGAUAUGUUUCCACUCAAUUUGAAAGUUUUGAAAUGGGGCUCAAGGAAAGAUACUUUUUAUGUAUAUUGGUACAAUUAAGGCAUUACAGUAUAAUGGCAAAAGUAGUUGUCAAAGAAGUUCUGGAACUUUUCUCGCUAUUUUCCAGUGUGUACUAGCUCUCCGUUGAUGUGGUUUUAUUAUAUCGGCUGGUUAAAUUAAUUCUUUGUGACUUGAAGUGAUACAGCUUUCGCCUGAAACACAACUUUUGAUAAAAAUCGGUGUGCUGAUAGUGCAGAAUCCUCUUGCUUGUUCUGAUGUUUCUUUUUCAGUGAUACCCAGAUAAUACAGUACGUUUUACACCAGGAUUCUUUGCUCUUGAUAGUGACGGUACUUACACAAGUCUUUUCUGCUUCAUUGUUUGUUCUUUUAACGAUGAAUCAUAAUUAAAUACAAGAGUGAA